AUGGCAUCCCGCAUGAUCUUCAAGCCCUCCGCGGCCUUCCGCCCCGCCGCCGGCAUCUCCAUGACCAGCAGACAGGCCCUGGUGCAAAGGACCUUCACCAGCAGCUCGGCGACCUUGCGCCAGAAGGAAGACGCCGCCCCGGAGUCGUACGACCCAGAGAAGCACAAGCAGGACCUCCUCGCGAAGCAGAAGGAAGGCAAGGGCCACUGGAAGCCGGAGCUGGCAUCCAGCAGCGAGGAGUCGGUCAAGGCGGACCGCAACAACCACGAGGACAUCGAGAAGCUGCAGGAGCGCACCAAGAAGACCGCCGAGGAGACCCACAAGACCGGCACAAGCAUGCACGACGGACUGUGA
Molecule: messenger RNA, 354 nt
Organism: Anthostomella pinea
Lineage: Eukaryota; Fungi; Ascomycota; Sordariomycetes; Xylariales; Xylariaceae
Source: the annotation of a GenBank genome assembly